AUUCGCUUCCGGGUGAGAGGUGCCUGGUCGCCACAGCAACCGAGUCGCACUGGGUGCUGAGCUAGCGUUUGGUUUCCUGCAGGCCGCCGAGCUGGCGGCCCAAGGGGAAUCGCAGAGUCAAGAAAAUCUUUCCAACACGUCUAUGUCAACUACAGAAGUGUAUAAGAUAAACUUUAUAUUUCCAAAUGGAGACAAAUAUGAUGGUGACUGUACAAGAACAUCUUCUGGAAUCUUUGAGAGAAAUGGAAUAGGUAUUCAUACCACUCCUAAUGGGAUUGUCUACACAGGAAGCUGGAAAGAUGACAAGAUGAAUGGUUUUGGAAGACUUGAGCAUUUUUCAGGAGCAGUAUAUGAAGGACACUUUAAGGACAAUAUGUUUCAUGGAUUGGGGACUUAUACAUUCCCAACUGGAGCAAAGUACACUGGAAAUUUCAAUGAAAAUAGGGUGGAAGGUGAAGGACAGUAUACUGACAUCCAAGGACUGGAAUGGUGUGGUAACUUUCAUUUCACAGCUGCUCCGGGCCUGAGACUAAAGCUCCAUAUGUAGAUAUUCUGCAUUCAAGUUUUAAUGUGGUAAUUGAAGCUUUCGGUUGUAAGGAAAACAAUUAAAUCUGUCAUCUGAAAUAACUUCAUACACUACUUCUAUAUUAUAAUUUUGGCAAUAAAACCAUCACUCAU
Ceratotherium simum simum (southern white rhinoceros) is the source of this 678-nucleotide messenger RNA. RefSeq names its product MORN repeat containing 2 (gene MORN2). NCBI's taxonomy places the organism in Eukaryota, Metazoa, Chordata, Mammalia, Perissodactyla, Rhinocerotidae. The record is from RefSeq and is a predicted model, not a curated record.